Coregonus sp. 'balchen' is the source of this 42405-nucleotide messenger RNA. The record is from the annotation of a GenBank genome assembly. Lineage: Eukaryota; Metazoa; Chordata; Actinopteri; Salmoniformes; Salmonidae.
AGGUUGGUAUGGUAAAAACGGGGCGCGUGGAUGAGGAGGAGCAGCUGCAGUGAGGUGGAACACCGCGGUAACCACGGGACCGUCUAGCCCCGCCCACCCACCAUGCCCUCGUCCACGCGGAAGGGAGUGCCGAAGGACCCAGAGCAGGCCGACCUCUUCUUCAAAGAAGACCCCGAGGAAGUCUUCUGUGACCUCCACGAGAUCGGCCAUGGCAGCUUCGGGGCUGUCUACUUUGUACGUAAACUGAGAGCCUGACUUGAGAUAAAAAUGCAUGUCUUAUACAGGUUUAAGUGUGAAACAUGCAUGGGUGGAACUCCAGUUAUGAAGCUAGUAGUGAUAAAGUAAUAGUAGGGUUAUAUGCUUGAAAGAGUAGCAUUGGCUCUACUAUUACACAGAACUAGCUGGCAUGGCUAGAGUGUACUCUAUGCAUUUUGUGGUUGAGUGCAAUCCGUAUUCACUAGGAUGAUGUUAGUCUGUGGCUAUGUCAGAGUCCAGGGACAAGAUCACACACUUUCUCAAGGUUGUCUGAUAAUAACUCUCUCUGCUGCCAUUUCCGUUAAGUUUCUCUGCUGCGUUUCUUAAUCCGCUCGUCACUAAUGACACAAAGCCUUUGAUUCUAAAGCAACGCAGAGAGAGCGAGAGGACGAAUCCGCCAGCACCAAUCCCUCCAUCCUCCUCCUCCUCCUCCUCCUCCCUUCCCUCUACCUCUCUCCUCCAUCCUUCCCCUCAUCCCUCCCUCAGCCUCUCUCCUCCAUCCUUCCCUCAUCCCUCCUCAGCCUCUCUCAUCCUCCCCAUCCCCUACCCUCUCACUCCUCCUCACCUCACCCCUCAGCCUCUCUCCUCCAUCCUUCCCCUCAUCCCUCCCUCAGCCUCUCUCCUCCAUCCUUCCCCUCAUCCCUCCCUCAGCCUCUCUCCUCCAUCCUUCCCCCUCCCUCACCUCCUCACUCUUCUCCUCCAUCCUUCCCCUCAUCCCUCCCUCUACCUCUCUCCUCCAUCCUUCCCCUCAUCCCUCCCUCAGCCUCUCUCCUCCAUCCUUCCCCUCAUCCCUCCCUCAGCCUCUCUCCUCCAUCCUUCCCCAUCCCUCCUCAGCCUCUCCUCCACCUCCCAUCCCUCCCUACCUCCUUCCUCCUCCAUCCUCCCUCCUACCUUCUCUCCUCCAUCCUUCCCCUCAUCCCUCCCUCAGCCUCUCCAGAUGCAAGGCUGGUGGAGAAAAGGGAUAAACAGAAGUCUUUCCUCCUAAGAGGACAGAGGGACGGACGGGCGGGCGGGCGGGCGGGCAUGAGCAUUACUACUCCAUAGAAUCCAGUCAUUUUCAGAUAAGGCUACAGCACUGUCAGCCUAGCAGUCUGGCUGAUAUGGCUGGCUAUAGAGUCCUGGUGCCUUUAUUGUGCUCAUUGACACUGUUGUUUUGAUAGGAGGGCAGGAUAUUUUACUGGACCUGUGUUGGCUGGUAUUACUGCUCCUCGGAGUCCAGUCAUCUACCAGACAAGGCUACAGAAAUAGAAUGACUAAAAUUGACAAUUUAUUUUAAAGCGGCAAUCUGGGAUUCUGAAAACAAGGUCAGGUCAAUGGCUAUGUAUCAUCAAUUUAAAAGUCCAGAAAGGCAUGUACCAAUCCCAGAUUGCCCCCUUUUUUAAGUGUUCCAGUCAAUUUGCCGUAGUCUGAAUAUUUUCUUUCCCAUUCUAGUAAUUCAAUUUCUAUGGCUAAAGUACCACUGUGUGAGGAUGAGGCCGUCGUCUGUCUGGCUGAUAUGGCCGGCUAUGAUGAAAUCCUUGUGCCUUUAUUGUGGUCAUUGACACACUUCUCUACCCAGCUGUCUGUGAUCUACAUGGAUAGCUAAUUGGGAGUUUUAGCUAGCUUUACAGGGAUUUGUCUGCCAUUUUAAAUAAUUGGGCUGGCCACCAAACGUUUUUUCGGGUUGCCUAAAUCCAAACAGUGUAAACUUAAAUGACUAAAACCAGAUAUAAAGUAUAUAGAAAAGAUAAUGGAGCUACACUACCGGUCAAAAGUUUUAGAACACCUACUCAUUUAAGGGUUUUUCUUUAUUUGUACUAUUUUCUACAUUGUAGAAUAAUAGUGAAGACAUCAAAACUUUGAAAUAACACAUGGAAUCAUGUAGUAACCAAAAAAUGUUUUAACAAAUCAAAAUAUAUUUUAUAUUUGAGAUUCUUUAAAUAGCCACCCUUUGCCUUGAUGACAGCUUUGAACAUUCUUGGCAUUCUCUCAACCAGCUUCAUGAGGUAGUCGCCUGGAAUGCAUUUCAAUUAACAGGUGUGCCUUCUUAAAAGUUAAUUUGUGAAAUGUCUUUCCUUCUUAAUACGUUUUAGCCAAUCAGUUGUGUUUUGACAAGGUGUACAGAAGAUAGCCCUAUUUGGUAAAAGACAAAGUCCAUAUUAUGGCAAGAACAGUUCAAAUAAGUAAAGAGAAACGACAGUCCAUCAUUACUUUAAGACAUGAAGGUCAGUCAAUCCGGAAAAUGUCAAGAACUUUGAAAGUUUCUUCAAGUGCAGUUGCAAAAACCAUCAAGCGCUAUGAUGAAACUGGCUCUCAUGAGGACCGCCACAGGAAUUGAAGACUCAUAGUUUCCUCUGCUGCAGAGGAUAUUAGAGUUACCAGCCUCAGAAAUUGCAGCCCAAAUAAAUGCUUCACAGAGUUCAAGUAACAGACACAUCUCAACAUCAACUGUUCAGAGGAGACUGUGUGAAUCAGGCCUUCGUGGUCGAAUUGCUGCAAAGAAACACAUUGCGAGAUAUUUGGCGAAAUAGACAGACAUACCUAUAUUUCCCCUAUAGGAAACACUGGGACGACCUCAGAGUUCCAUGAGUAAUAUUUUGUUGUUGUUGACAUUUUAACUAUCAGCAAUUGGUUCAGCCUGGGCAGGUCUCAUUGCCAACAAUAGCAAAGCAGGCAUUCUGACGUAGAACAAUGGGCUGUGAAUAAAACAUUCGGAAGGCGACUUGGUGCCACGGUGCUCAAUAGAACUAAUAGGAGCUGGCAGGGUGAAAAAUGCCCUAAAAUAAGGCCUGUUUUUUCGUGAUUACUUCAAAACUACGGCAAGCAGCUGGGACAUAUGGUAAUAUUAUGAAACUGGGCUCCACGGUGGGUGCAAUUAACUAUUUUUUAUCCGAAAAAAAGCAUUAAAAAUGCAUUUCAUAUGUCCAGCCUAGUUACAGUAGCUAGCAACGUCAAUCUAAAAACAGCUUAAAUUAUUUAUUCAUAUUUAACAUUUUAUGGUAAAGAAAGUGUUCUCUUUCCAGUCUUUUCGGUCCUGUGAAACAGCAGGUAGUCACCAGGUUGUCACAGUCAAAAACACGGUCCUUGGAGAGCAAUUAUGAGGUAAUAAUUUCGCACGGACUGAGGGGGACCUUACGAGGUGAAAUAGAACUAGAACUGCCCGUGUCCUCCUUCCUUCGCUACGAGUUAAAAUAGAGCCAAGCAACCAGCAUAGCAACGGACGCUUUGGUUCAUUAAUAAAACUGUCCAAGUUAAACCAAUUGCUGAUAGCUAGCUAGCCAGCUACUGUAGCUGGCUAGCUGACUAGGCAGGCUGAGGUAUAUAAGUAACGUUACAGUAGUCCUCUGUAGCUCAAUUGUAGCUCAAUUGGUAGAGCAUGGCGCUUGUAACGCCAGGGUAGUGGGUUCGAUCCCCGGGACCACCCAUACGUAAAAAUGUAUGCGCACAUGACUGUAAGUCGCUUUGGAUAAAAGCGUCUGCUAAAUGGCAUAUUGUUGUUAUUAUUAUUAUUACGUAAUCCUGUCAGAAUGUUGCAAGUUCUAGCAACAGCCCUAAAAACAGAAGCUAGAACUCAUCGAAUCCCAUUGUGCCGCAGGGGGACACUAUUUGGCAUGACAGGGCCUCUAAACUGUUCUCUAAAAUUCAGCCGCCCCGAGGGUCAACUAUAUACAGGGUCAACUACAGUGCAUUCGGAAAGUAUUCAGACCCCUUGACCUUUUCCACAUUUUGUUAUGUUACAGCCGUAUUCUAAAAUUGAUUAAAUCGUUUUUUCCCCUCAUCAAUCUACACACAAUACCCCAUAAUGACAAAGCAAAAAUAGGUUUUUAGAAUUUUUUGCAAAUGUAUUAAAAUAAAAAACGGAAAUAGACAUUUACAUAAGUAUUCAGACCCUUUACUCAGUAUUUUGUUGAAGCACGUUUGGCAGCGAUUACAGCCUCAAGUCUUUUUGGGAAUGACGCUACAAGCUUGGCACACCUGUAUUUGGGGAGUUUCUCCCAUUCUUCUCUGCAGGUCCUCUCAACCUCUGUCAGGUUGGAUGGGGAGCUUGGCUGCACAGCUAUUUUCAGGUUCGAUCGGGUUCAAGUCCGGGCUCUGACUAGGCCACUCAAGGACAUUCAGAGACUUGUCCCGAAGCCACUCCUGCGUUGUUUAGGGUAGUUGUCCUGUUGGAAGGUGAACCUUCGCCCCCAGUUUGAGGUACUGAGCACUCUGGAGCAGGUUUUCAUCAAGGAUCUCUCUGUACUUUGCUCUGUUCAUCUUUCCCUCGAUCCUGAAUAGUCUCCCAGUCCCUGCUGCUGAAAAACAUCCCCACAGCCUGAUGCUGCCACCACCAUGCGUCACCGUAGGGAUGGUGCCAGGUUUCCUCCAGACAUGAGGCUUGGCAUUCAGUCCAAAUAGUUCAAUCUUGGUUUCAUCAGACCAGAGAAUCUUGUUUCUCAUGGUCUGAGAGUCCUUUAGGUGCCUUUUGGCAAACUCAGAGCGGGCUGUCAUGUGCCUUUUACUGAGGAGUGGCUUCCGCCUGGCCACUACCAUAAAGGCCUGAUUGGUGGAGUGCUGCAGAGAUGGUUGUCCUUCUGGAAGUUUCUCCCAUCUCCACAGAGGAACUCUGGAGCUCAGUCAGCGUGACCAUCGGGUUCUGGGUCACCUCCCUGACCAAGGCCCUUCUCCCCCGAUUGUUCAGUUUGGCCCGGAGGCCAGCUCCAGGAAGAGUCUUGGUGGUUCCAAACUUCUUCCAUUUAAGAAUGAUGGAGGCCUCUGUGUUCUUGGGGACCUUCAAUGCUGCAGAAAUGUUUUGGUACCCUUCCCCAGAUCUGUGCCUCGACACAAUCCUGUCUCAGAGCUCUACGGACAAUUCCUUCGACCUCAUGGCUUGGUUUUUUGCUCUGACAUGCACUGUUAACUGUGGGACCUUAUAUAGACAAGUGUGUUCCUUUCCAAAUCAUGUCCAAUCAAUUGAAUUUACCACGGGUGGACUCCAAUCAAGUUGUAGAAACAUCUCAAUGGAAACAGGAUGCACCUGAGCUCAAUUUCGAGUCUCAUAGCAUAAGGUCUGAAUACUUAUGUAAAUAAGGUAUUUCUGUUUAUUACUUUUAAUACAUUUGCAAAAAUUUCUUAAAACUUGUUUUCACUUUGUCAUUAUGGGGUAUUGUGUGUAGACUGAUGAGGAAAAUUUAUGUAAUCCAUUUUAGAGUAAGGCUGUAAUGUAAUAAAAUGUGGAAAAGGGGAAGUGGUCUGAAUACUAUCCGAAUGCACUGUAUAUACACGGUCAGCUAUAUACAGGGUCAGCUAUAUACAGGGACAGUGCCAGUACCAACUUUACAAUGCGCAGGGAUACUGGAGUAGUUGAGGUAGAUGUGUACAUGUAGGCAGGGAUUAGGAGAAAGUGACUGGUAGCAGGAGAGACUGUAAUGAUGUUCUUACUGUCUGUAGAUAGGCUACCAGCAGGCUAAGGACCUGUACCUAGCUACUAGCUUCCUGUUUCCUCUAUGCUCAUAUCUCAACUCAGGGGAGUUUCCUGUGAUGUUAAAAUAUGUACUUUCAUAUUUGCUCAGUAACUCCUUAAGUGGAGAUGUCAAUGAAGAGACACAGUUGAUUAUUGUUUCCUGUUUGUUCUCAUUUGACCCAGAGUCAUCAGUCAGUUUAUUAGGUACACCCAUUUAGUACCCGGUCGGACCCUCCUUUUCUUCCAGAACAGCAUGAAUUCUUCAAGGCAUGGAAACGUUGCUCAAUUGGUAUCAGGGGACUUAACGUGUGCCAGGAAAACACUCCCCACACCAAUACACCACCGCUACCAGCCUGUACCGUUGACACCAGGCAGGACUGGGCCAUGGACUCAUGCUGCUUACGCCAAAUCCUGACUCUGCCAUUAGCAUGACGCAACAGGAACCGGUAUUCGUCAGACCAGGCAAUGUUUUUCCACUCCUCAAUUGUCCAGUGUUGGUGAUCACGUGCCCACUGGAGCUGCUUCAUCUUGUGUUUAGCUGAUAGGAGUAAAACCCGGUGUGGUCGUCUGGUGCAAUAGCCCAUGCGUGACAAGGACCGACGAGUAAUGCGUUCCGAGAUGCUGUUCUGCACACCACUGUUUUACUGCGCUGUUAUUUGCCUGUUUGUGGACCGCCUGUUAGCUUGCACCAUUCUCGCCGUUCUCCUUCGACCACUCAUCAUCGAGCUGUUUUCGCCCACAGGACUGCCGCUGACUGUGUGUUUUUUUUGUAUGUCGCACCAUUCUGGGUAAAUCCUAGACACUGUUGUGUGUGAAAAGCACAGGAUACUGGAACUGGCAUACCUGGCACCAAUGAUCAUACCACGCUCAAAGUCGCUUAGGUCACAGAUUUUGCCCAUUUUAACGUUCAAUCAAACAGUAACUGAAUGCCCAUCUUCCUGCUUUAUAUAGCAAGCCACGGUCACGUAACUCACUGUCUGUAGGAGCGAAUCAUUUUCAUUAACGGGGUACCUAAUAAACUGGCCACUAAGUGUAUAAAGAUGUAUCACUAUGAUUUGACCCACUUGUACCAGCUUUUAGGCUCCAACUGGAUGCUAGCCAGCUGUCCAUGUUUCAGAUACUUAUUGAAUUGAAUAUUAAGUGCUCCUCUUGGGUUUGCAAAUGAAUUGACUCUGGCAAGUACUAUUUACUUACUACUAGUAAUUUACUAAAUGUGAACUGCAGCACAGUCUGGUUAACAAAUGAUGGUAUUUUCUUCUGGGUCUUAAUACUGAUGACAGCUCUAUAAAAGAUGGGCCCAUAUCCUGGAUUCAUACUACUGCUGUGUCUUUCUAUGAGAGAUGCCUGUUCUCACAUUCACCCUCUCUGUCUCGCUCUGUCUCGCUCUGUCUCGCUCUGUCUCGCUCUGUCUCUCUAUGUCUCUCUCUGUCUUUGUCGGUCUCUGUCUCUCUGUCUUUCUCUCUGUCUCUCUGUCUCUCUCUCUCCUCCUCUCCUACAGGCCAGGAACUCCUACUCCAACGAGGUGGUGGCCAUCAAGAAGAUGUCCUACAAUGGCAAACAGACCACCGAGGUGAGAGGACAGCUCCAACACACACUAAAGUCACUCACUGACCACUAUACUGGCCAAACCAACCAGCUCACACUCAAGUCACUCACUGACCGCUAUACUGGCCAAACCAACCAGCUCACACUAAAGUCACUCACUGACCGCUAUACUGGCCAAACCAACCAGCUCACUCUGAAGUCACUCACUGACCACUAUACUGGCCAAACCAACCAGCUCACUCUGAAGUCACUCACUGACCGCUAUACUGGCCAAACCAACCAGCUCACACUAAAGUCACUCACUGACCGCUAUACUGGCCAAACCAACCAGCUCACUCUGAAGUCACUCACUGACCACUAUACUGGCCAAACCAACCAACUCACUCUGAAGUCACUCACUGACCGCUAUACUGGCCAAACCAACAAACUCACUCUGAAGUCACUGUGUGUCCACUAUAACGGUCACACCUGAGGUUAAAGAUUUCCUGGCCAGCACUAACUCACUCUGAAGUCACUCUGACCACAGAUGGUCACAUCUCAUGUACUCACUUUGAACUCAAACUAGAAUGGUCAUACCUCAGGCCUUGAAAUGGCACUAACUUACUUUGAACUCAUUCCCACUCUGUCUGCUUUCAGUCACACCUCAGACCUUGAAACAGAGGUCAAACAAGUUGAGAGGACAACUAAUGCUAACACUUUGAACUCUAACUCUGCCCUCUACGGCCAAUAGGACGGUCACACCUCAGGACGAAUCAGAGGUUCAACGUUCCAUGGACAGCAUUCACUCAGUCUGAGGUCCCUCCCUAUGGACAUUAUGAUGGUCACAACUCACUAUCUUUGAACUCACAACAUGGCCACUCGAGCAGUCACAUCUCAGGCCUUGUAACAGAGGUUCAACGUUCCCUGUGAUCCACAAGGCCUUGUGUUGAGGUUUAUGUUGGGGUCAAGGGUUAGGUUCAAACUCCUCUCUUGUGUAAAUGUAACUGACCUAUCCAUAAACCCACUCUCUCUCUCUCCUUCUCCUUUGCUCUCUCUCUUUCUCUCCUUCCUUCUCUCCUCAGAAAUGGCAGGACAUCAUCAAGGAGGUCAAGUUUUUGGAACAGCUGCGCCACCCAAACACCAUUGAGUAUAAAGGCUGCUACUUAAAGGAUAACACUGCCUGGGUCAGUGGACUGUGGCAGAGCUGUAUCAAUGUCUUGCUCUCUGUCUCUCUCUCUCAUUGUCUCUCUCUCUCUCAUUGUCUCUCUCUCUCUCAUUGUAUCUCUCUCUCUCUCUCUCUCUGUCUCUCUCAUUGUCUCUGUGCACUUUCUCACUUUUUGUUAUAAACUUCUGACCUCUGACCUUUCUAUCUGUCUCUUCCAGCUGGUGAUGGAGUACUGCCUAGGCUCCGCAUCAGAUUUACUAGAGGGUGAGUAGCACACACACACAGUUCAUCCAAACACAACGAAAAUAGCUGGAUGCUUUCGGAGCAUGUGCUCUAUGAAUCUAUCCGUAAUUCAACAUUCAUGGUUAGCGAUGAGCCUUUUCUCUAAACUCUCCAUGUAAUAUUCCAGUAUGAAUGUUCCUGUUCACCAUCUCCCAACAUUCCUCACCUUGGCCUGACUCAUGCAUAUAUAUAUAUAUAGCACUUGUGUUUGUGGCCCAUCCUGGCUGUCAUGGAUACCGUUUUAAACAGCCAUGAUGGUGUGUGUGAAGUGCUUCUGAAAUUUCUCCACUGUAGUUCCGCUUUGCCCUUUGACUCCUUGGCAAGGCUUCGUUCUGCUUAGCCUGGUCCCAGAUCUGUUUGCACUGUCUUACCACCUCUCUAUAGUCAUUGAGUUAGCAAGACGGCACAAACAGAUCUGGGACCAGGCUAUAGUUCUGCCAGAGCUAUGAGGAAUGUGUUUUAUAACCCUUGUCUCCCAACCCUUUACCCAAUAACCAGAUGCUGUUGGUUGUUGUCGUGUGUCAUAUCAGGAAGGGCAGAUUGCUGCUACAUACGUACACACUGUACCUCAUAUCUCUAGAUAGCAAUGACGAUUUUCCCCUUUGGUUUAUUUUUCUAUCCUCUUCUCUCUUCUAGUUCAUAAGAAACCGCUCCAAGAGGUUGAAAUUGCUGCCAUAACCCACGGUGCCUUGCUAGGACUGGCUUACCUACAUUCCCGUAAUAUGAUUCACAGGUGAGUGGUCGGUCGGGUCUACCUGUCUGUGUCCUCGUUAAAAGGUUCCUCGACAACGGAUUUAAAACCAGUUUGAACUGAUGCUGAGACGAUAAGUGGUGUCUCUGUUUCCACUGUUAGGUAAUAAUGACGUCAUCAGAGAUAACUGUCUCAGAGCCGUUAUAUCUGACAAUCCUUAUCUCAGUUCAACGUGCAUUCCAACAAGCCCUCUUGAAUGUCACUUACCGGAAAAUGUUAUUACGUGCAGAUGCCCGUAUAAUUUUACUAUGGUCCCAUAAAGACACAAAUUACUCUUUUUAUUACAUACAAAUAUGAUAGGCAUCCAUUAAUAUAGCAAUUCCCAAGCCCUAAAUUCUCUGACAAUCAUAGUUUCACUACAGGUUAUCAUGUCGCUGCUACGCUGAUUAAAAUGUAGGCCUGUGUUCAAAGUUGAGAAAAAAUAGAAAUAAUAAAAAUGAUCCCAGACAGAAUUUCAUAAAUAAAUUGUAAGGUUUUAUGCCUCCAAAAGUAGACUUAAAAAAUAUCCUCUCUGUUUUCUGCGCACAAGGAAAUGCCUUUAUUAAUACGCUUGGGUUGAGUUAUUCACAAUGUUUCAACCACAUCAGUCUUCUUCAACCUGACAGUGAGCCAAGUUUUCGCUUUCUUCCCGGAGUUCAGCUCCUGUCAUGUGCUUUUUGGAUAUAUCAUAGAUGAAGAAAUAACAAAGAAGGAGAAGUAUACUACAAACAUAUGGUAGCGCUUUACUCUGGGCGUCUUUAUUUGUGCAUUCAGAAAGCCUUCUUAAUACGUCCUAUCAAUAUCCCACCACCCUGACCAUGCUGUUUGUGUUGUCCUUUCUCUCUCUCUCUCUCUCUCUCUCUCUCUCUCUCUCUCUCUCUCUCUCCUCUCUCUCUCUCUCUCUCUCUCUCUCUCUCUCUCUCUCUCUCUAUCUCUCUCUCUCUCUACUCUCUCUCUCUCUCUCUCUCUCUCUCUCUCUCUCUCUAUCUCUCUCUCUCUCUCUCUCUCUCUCUCCAAUUCAAUUCAAUUUAAGGGCUUUAUUGGCAUGGGAAACGUGUGUUAACAUUGCCAAAGCAAGUGAAGUAGAUAGUAAACAAAAGUGAAAUAAACAAUAAAUAUUAACAGUAAACAUUACACUCAGAAGUUUCAAAAGAAUAAAGACAUUUCAAAUGUCAUAUUAUGUAUAUAUACAGUGUUGUAACAAUGUGCAAAUAGUUAAAGUACAAAUGGGAAAAUAAGUAAACAUAAAUAUGGGUUGUACUUACAAUGGUGUUUGUUCUUCACUGGUUGCCCUUUUCUUGUGGCAACAGGUCACAAAUCUUGCAGCUGUGAUGGCACACUGUGGUUUUUCACCCAGUAGAUAAGGGAGUUUAUCAAAAUUGGGUUUGUUUUCGAAUUCUUUGUGGAUCGCUGUAAUCUGAGGGAAAUAUGUGUCUCUAAUAUGGUCAUACAUUUGGCAGGAGGUUAGGAAGUGCAGCUCAGUUUCCACCUCAUUUUGUGGGCAGUGUGCACAUAGCCUGUCUUCUCUUGAGAGCCAGGUCUGCCUACGGCGGCCUUUCUCAAUAGCAAGGCUAUGCUCACUGAGUCUGUACAUAGUCAAAGCUUUCCUUAAGUUUGGGUCAGUCACAGUGGUCAGGUAUUCUGCCACUGUGUACUCUCUGUUUAGGGCCAAAUAGCAUUCUAGUUUGCUCUGUUUUUUUGUUUGUUCUUUCCAAUGUGUCAAGUAAUUAUCUUUUUGUUUUCUCAUGAUUUGGUUGGGUCUAGUUGUGUUGUUGUUGUUGUUAUCCUGGGGCUGUGUGGGGUCUGUUUGUGUUUGUGAACAGAGCCCCAGGACAAGCUUACUUAGGGGACUCUUCUCCAAGUUCAUCUCUCUGUAGGUGAUGGCUUUGUUAUGGAAGGUUUGGGAAUCGCUUCCUUUUAAGUGGUUAUAGAAUUUAACGGCUCUUUUCUGGAUUUUGAUAAUUAGCGGGUAUUGGCCUAAUUCUGCUCUGCAUGCAUUAUUUGGUGUUUUACGUUGUACACGGAGGAUGUUUUUGCAGAAUUCUGCAUGCAGAGUCUCAAUUUGGUGUUUGUCCCAUUUUGUGAAUUCUUGGUUGGUGAGCGGACCCCAGACCUCAGAACCAUAAAGGGCAAUGGGUUCUAUAACUGAUUCAAGUAUUUUUAGCCAGAUCCUAAUUGGUAUGUCAAAUUUUAUGUUCCUUUUGAUGGCAUAGAAGGCCCUUCUUGCCUUGUCUCUCAGAUCGUUCACAGCUUUGUGGAAGUUACCUGUGGCGCUGAUGUUUAGGCCGAGGUAUGUAUAGUUUUUUGUGUGCUCUAGGGUAACGGUGUCUAGAUGGAAUUUGUAUUUGUGGUCCUGGCAACUGGACCUUUUUUGGAACACCAUUAUUUUUGUCUUACUGAGAUUUACUGUCAGGGCCCAGGUCUGACAGAAUCUGUGCAGAAGAUCUAGGUGCUGCUGUAGGCCCUCCUUGGUUGGUGACAGAAGCACCAGAUCAUCAGCAAACAGAAGACAUUUGACUUCAGAUUCUAGUAGGGUGAGGCCGGGUGCUGCAGACUGUUCUAGUGCCCUCGCCAAUUCGUUGAUAUAUAUGUUGAAGAGGGUGGGGCUUAAACUGCAUCCCUGUCUCACCCCACGGCCCUGUGGAAAGAAAUGUGUGUGUUUUUUGCCAAUUUUAACCGCACACUUGUUGUUUGUGUACAUGGAUUUUAUAAUGUCGUAUGUUUUUCCCCCAACCACACUUUCCAUCAAUUUGUAUAGCAGACCCUCAUGCCAAAUUGAGUCAAAAGCUUUUUUGAAAUCAACAAAGCAUGAGAAGACUUUGCCUUUGUUUUGGUUUGUUUGUUUGUCAAUUAGGGUGUGCAGGGUGAAUACGUGGUCUGUCGUACGGUAAUUUGGUAAGAAGCCAAUUUGACAUUUGCUCAGUACAUUGUUUUCACUGAGGAAAUGAACUAGUCUGCUGUUAAUGAUAAUGCAGAGGAUUUUCCCAAGGUUGCUGUUGACGCAUAUCCCACGGUAGUUAUUGGGGUCAAAUUUGUCUCCACUUUUGUGGAUUGGGGUGAUCAGUCCUUGGUUCCAAAUAUUGGGGAAGAUGCCAGAGCUAAGGAUGAUGUUAAAGAGUUUAAGUAUAGCUAAUUGAAAUUUGUGGUCUGUAUAUUUUAUCAUUUCAUUGAGGAUACCAUCAACACCACAGGACUUUUUGGGUUGGAGGGUUUGUAUUUUGUCCUGUAGUUCAUUCAAUGUAAUUGGAGAAUCCAGUGGGUUCUGGUAGUCUUUAAUAGUUGAUUCUAAGAUUUGCAUUUGAUCAUGUAUAUUUCUUUGCUGUUUGUUCUCUGUUAUAGGGCCAAAAAGAUUGGAGAAGUGGUUUACCCAUACAUCUCCGUUUUGGAUAGAUAGCUCUUCGUGUUGUUGUUGUGUUUUCCAAUUUUCCCAGAAGUGGUUAGUCUAUGGAUUCUUCAAUUACAUUGAGCUGAUUUCUGACAUGCUGUUCCUUCUUUUUCCGAAGUGUAUUUCUGUAUUGUUUUAGUGAUUCAUCAUAGUGAAGGCGUAGGCUCAGGUUUUCUGGGUCUCUCUAUGUUUUUGGUUGGAUAGGUUUCUCAAUUUCUUUCUUAGGUUUUUGCAUUCUUCAUCAAACCAUUUAUCACUGUUGUUACUUUUCUUUGGUUUUCUGUUAGAGAUUUUUAGAUUUGAUAGGGAAGCUGAGAGGUCAAAUAUACUGUUUAGGUUUUCUACUGCCAAGUUUACACCUUCACUAUUACAGUGGAACGUUUUGUCCAGGAAGUUGUCUAGAAUGGAUUGAAUUUGUUGUUGCCUAAUUGUUUUUUGGUAGGUCAACAGUACUUUCCUUCCAUCUAUAGCAUUUCUUAAUAUUAUUCAGUUCCUUUGGCUUUGAUGCCUCAUGAUUGAGUAUUGCUCUGUUCAAGUAGACUGUGAUUUUGCUGUGGUCUGAUAGGGGUGUCAGUGGGCUGACUGUGAACGCUCUGAGAGACUCUGGGUUGAGGUCAGUGAUAAAGUAGUCUACAGGACUACUGCCAAGAGAUGAGCUAUAGGUGUACCUACCAUAGGAGUCCCCUCGAAGCCUACCAUUGACUAUGUACAUACCCAGUGUGCGACAGAGCUGCAGGAGUCGUGACCCGUUUUUGUUGGUUAUGUUGUCGUAGUUGUGCCUAGGGGGGCAUAUGGGGGAGGGAAUGCUGUCACCUCCAGGUAGGUGUUUGUCCCCCUGUGUGCUGAGGGUGUCAGGUUCUUGUCCAGUUCUGGCAUUUAGGUCGCCACAGACUAGUACAUGUCCCUGGGUCUGGAAAUGAUUGAUUUCCCCCUCCAGGAUGGAGAAGCUGUCUUCAUUAAAGUAUGGGGAUUCUCUCUCUCUCUCUCUCGCCCCCCCCCCAGAGAUGUAAAAGCUGGAAACAUCCUGCUAACGGAGCCAGGCCAGGUCAAAUUGGCAGACUUCGGCUCUGCCUCUACAGCCUCUCCUGCCAACUCCUUCGUAGGAACUCCUUACUGGUCAGUACCACCACACUAUCUCCUUACUGGUCAGUACCACCACCACACUAAUACCUUACUGGUCAGUACCACCACACUAACACCUUACUGGUCAGUACCACCACCACACUAAGUCCUUACUGGUCAGUACCACCACCACACUAAGUCCUUACUGGUCAGUACCACCACCACACUAACUCCUUACUGGUCAGUACCACCACCACACUAACUCCUUACUGGUCAGUACCACCACACUAACACCUUACUGGUCAGUACCACCACACUAACUCCUUACUGGUCAGUACCACCACCACACUAACUCCUUACUGGUCAUACCCCGUAGUACCACCACACUAACCCCUUACUGGUCAGUACCACCACACUAACUCUUACUGGUCAGUACCCACCACCACUAACUCCUUACUGGUCAGUACCACCACACUAACUCCUUACUGGUCAGUACCACCACACUAACUCCUUACUGGUCAGUACCACCACACUAACUCCUUACUGGUCAGUACCACCACACUAACUCCUUACUGGUCAGUACCACCACCACUAACUCCUUACUGGUCAGUACCACCACACUAACAUCCUUACUGGUCAGUACCACCCACACUAACACCCUUACUGGUCAGUAACCACCACACUAACUCCUUACUGGUCAGUAACCAACCACACUAACUCCUUACUGGUUCAGUACCACCACCAACAACUCCUUACUGGUCAGUACCACCACACUAACUCCUUACUGGUCAGUACCACCACACUAAACUCCUUACUGGUCAGUACCACCCACCACUAACUCCUUACUGGUCAGUACCAAACCCCACAACUCCUUAUGGUCGUACCACCAACACUACACCUUAUGGGGCAGUUUCCACCACCACUAACUCCUUACGGUCAGUUACCCAACCCCCCACACUAACUCCUUACUGGUCAGUACCACCACCACCCCACUAACUCCUUACUGGUCAGUACCCAAACCCCACCACUAACUCCUUACUGGUCAGUACCACCACCACACUAAUUUUCCCUAGGGCAGUACCACCCACACUAACUCCUUACUGGUCAGUACCACCACACCACUAACUCCUUACUGGUCAGUACCACCACCACACUAACUCCGUACUGGUCAGUACCACCACCACACUAACUCCAUACUGGUCAGUACCACCACACUAACUCCUUACUGGUCAGUACCACCACACUAACUCCUUACUGGUCAGUACCACCACCACACUAACUCCUUACUGGUCAGUACCACCACCACACUAACGCCAUACUGGUCAGUACCACCACCACUCUAACUCCUUACUGGUCAGUACCACCACUCUAACUCCUUACUGGUCAGUACCACCACUCUAACUCCUUACUGGUCAGUACCACCACACUAACUCCUUACUGGUCAGUACCACCACACCACUAACUCCUUACUGGUCAGUACCACCACCACACCAACACCUUACUGGUCAGUACCACCACCACCACACCAACACCAUACUGGUCAGUACCACCACCACACCAACACCUUACUGGUCAGUACCUAACACUACAACAGGGCUUUUCCACUCCAGUCCUGGGGCCUCCCCAGAAUGCACAUUCUUGCUCCAGCCCACCGCUAUCACACCUGAUUCAACUACUCAAGGCCUUGACGAUUAGUUGAUUCAUUGAAUUACAUAUUCAGCUGGAACACAAUGUGGAAUGUGGAAUGUUGGAAGCCCCAGGACCAGAUAGCUAUAUGUAAUAAUUGACAAUGAUUUCUUAUGUUAUAAAAGCCGCUGGUCAUUCACAUAGAAACCCUCACAGUAACGCUGGAGACAAACAAACAAACAAAACAUGAGAAUUCGGAGAACUCUCAUAAGAAAAGUGUUGAUUCUCCUGAUAUUCCACUCAUGAUCCUCAAAGCCCGCUGUGUGCUACUUGUCUCCAGCAGAACAUUACUCAGACCUGAUUUGCUAGCUAGGCUAUCACUGCAUACCAAAGGGUCUUUAAGAUCUCCGGGCUCAACAGCUUAUGAAUUGCCAUGAAUUUAACAGUGCUGGUUAAUUAACUUACGUGUGUGUGUGCCUCCGUGUGUGUGUGUGUGUGUGUGUGUGUGUGUUUAUCCGUGUGUGUGCAUCCGUGUGUGUGUACCAGGAUGGCCCCGGAAGUGAUCCUAGCCAUGGAUGAGGGUCAGUACGAAGGGAAGAUAGACAUCUGGUCCCUGGGAAUCACCUGCAUAGAACUGGGUGAGUUACGAUUAUUUCUGUUUUACUGGGAAUCACCUGCAUAGAACUGGGUGAGUUACGAUUAUUUCUGUUUUACUGGGAAUCACCUGCAUAGAACUGGGUGAGUUACGAUUAUUUCUUUUUACUGGGGAAACACCUGCAUAGAACGGGAGUUACGAUUAUUUCUGUUUUACUGGGAAUCACCUGCAUAGAACUGGGGUGAGUUACGAUUAUUCUGUUUUACUGGGAAUCACCUGCAUAGAACUGGGUUUAGUUACGAUUAUUUCUGUUUUAAAUGGGAAUCAAAAUGCAUAGAACGGUGAGUUACGAUUAUUUCUGUUUUACUGGGAUCACCUGCAAUAGAAAAUGGGUGGAGUUACGAUUUUUUUUAUUGUUUACUGGGAAUCACCUGCAUAGAACUGGGUGAUUUACGAUUAUUUUCGUUUAACUGGGAAUCACCUGCAUAGAACGGGUGAGUUACGUUAUUUCCCUUUUUACCUGGGAAUCACCUGCAUAGAACGGGUGAGUUACGAUUAUUUCAGUUUUACUGGGAAUCACCUGCAUAGAACUGGGUGAGUUACGAUUAUUUCUGUUUUACUGGGAAUCACCUGCAUAGAACUGGGUGAGUUACGAUUAUUUCAGUUUUACUGGGAAUCACCUGCAUAGAACUGGGUUACUUUAUUAAUUACUUGUACAUGUGAGUCAUUUAGCGGACGCUCUGAGUCAGUGCAUUGGUAGGUAGUUACUCCUCUUCACUCCCUGUAGAGCAUAAAGCCUGCAACUAACCCACUCAGCUUCUAGCACAGACUCUAUUAUGGACAUCUCAGGAGGCAUCAUUGUUAUCAGUAUACUGUUUUGGCCUGCCUCAGAAUGUCAAACAGACAUAGCUAGACCAUCUGGCGAGAGCAGUGACACUCCUGGUUGACAGUUGAUUCACAUUGUUGCUCAGUCCUGUUUGUCAUGUGAUUACUGUGGCCCUUUUAUCUAUUUCAGACACUGCAUGUAAACAUUCACUCACACUUCUAUACAAACAGACAGAUAAUGAGAAUCACUAGGUCAAUAGUAUCUCUUAUCUUUCCUCCUGGUCAACCAGAUAUGAACUCCCUCCUAACUCUCUUUUCUCUCUAUCCCUCUCUCUCCCCCCUCCCCCCUCCCUCUCUCCCCUCCCCCCUCCCUCUCUCUCUCCCCCUCCCCCCUCCCUCUCUCUCUCUCCCUCCCCCCUCCCUCUCUCUAUCCCUCCCCCCUCCCUCUCUCUCUCCCCCCCCUCCCUCUCUCUCUCCCCUCACAUAGCGGAGCGGAUAGCCUCCCCUGUUCAACCAUGAAACGCUAUGAGUUGCCUAUAUCCAAAUUGCCCAGAACGACUCUCCCACGCUGCAGUCCAACGAGUGGUAAGUCCUCACCGUCCCUCCACUGAGCUGUGUGACCACACACACACACACACACACACACACACACACACACACACACACACAACCUCUCUGUGACGAGGUGUGAAUGAAGGAGUCAGGCGCAGGAGGUAAAACACCGAAGUCCAGAGUUUAUUCCGUUUACAUAAAUAAAACGCACCAAGCUUCAAAACGAAACUAUCACAAGGGAAAUAUUCCACCUUGGCAAUAACAAAUGGAAGAGUAGCUCAACCGAGCUACACGCUCUCACAAUGAAACAAUCACUCACAAAGACAAGGGGAACAGAGGGAACACUUAUACACAUACUAAUUAGGGGAAUGAGCACCAGGUGUGUGUGAUUGACAAGACAAGACAUGACAAGUGGAGUGAUGAGAAUGGGAUCGGCAGUAGCUAGUAAGCCGGUGACGACGAACGCCGAAACCUGCCCGAACAAGGAGGGGAGGCAGCCUCGGCGGAAGUCGUGACACUCUCGCAGCCCUGGAAUUCCCAGUCAAAGUACAUACACUACAUGACCAAAAGUAUGUGGAUACCUGCUUGUCGAACAUCCCAUUCCAAAAUCAUGGGCAUUAAUAUGGAGUUGGUCCCCCCUUUGCUGCUAUAACAGCCUCCACUCUUAUGGGAAGGCUUUCCACUAGCUGUUGGAACAUUGCUGAGGGGACUUGCUCCCUUUCAGUCACAAGUGCAUUAGUGAGGUCAGGCACUGAUGUUGGGCGAUUAGGCCUGGUUCACAGUCGGCGUUCCAAUUCAUCCCAAAGGUGUUUGAUGGGGUUGAGGUCAGGGCUCUGUGCAGGCCUGUCAAGUUCUUCCACACCAAUCUCGACAAACCAUUUCUGUAUGGACCUCUCUUUGUGAACGGGGGCAUUGUCAUGCUGAAACAUGAAAGGGCCUUCCCCAAACUGUUGCCACAAAGUUGGAAGCACAGAAUCAUCUAGAAUGUCAUUGUAUGCUGCAGCGUUAAGAUUUCCCUUCACUGGAACUAAGGGGCCCGAAACAUGAAAAACAGCCCCAGACCAUUAUUCCUCCUCCACCCAACUUUACAGUUGGCACUAUGCAUUGGGGCAUGUAGCGUUCUCCUGGCAUCCGCCAAACCCAGAUUAGUCCGUCGGACUGCCAGAUGGUGAAGCGUGAUUCAUCACUCCAGAGAACACGUUUCCACUGCUCCAGAGUCCAAUGGCGGCGAGCUUUACACCACUCCAGCCGACACUUGGCAUUGCGUGUGGUGAUCUAUGAUCUUAGGCUUGUGUGCGGCUGCUUGGCCAUGGAAACCCAUUUUAUGAAGCUCCCGACUAACAAUUAUUGUGCUGAUGUUGCUUCCAGAGACAGUUUGGAACUCAGUAGUGAGUGUUGCAACCGAGGACAGCAGAUUUUUUUUAUGCGCUACGCACUUCAGCACUCAGUGGUCCCGUUCUGUGAGCUUGUGUGGCCUACCACUUUGCGGCUGAGCCGUUGUUGCUCCUAGACGUUUCCACUUCACAAUAACAGCACUUACAGUUGACCGGGGCAGCUCUAGCAAAGCAGAAAUGUGACAAACUGACUUGUUGGAAAGGUGGCAUCCUAUGACGGUGCCACGUUGAAAGUCACUGAGCUCUUCAGUAAGGCCAUUCUACUGCCAAUGUUUGUCUAUGGAGAUUGCAUGGCUGUGUGCUUGAUUUAAAAAAACAGGUGUGGCUGAAAUAGCCGAAUCCACUAAUAUGACGGGGUGUCCACAUACUUUUGUUUAUGUAAGUGUAUGUUAUGUAAUUACCUGAGGGGCCGAGCUGUGGCCUAUUUAAAGAAUCAGGCUCACGUACACAGGCUUCUACUGUAAUCUACUAUUCACUAUACCACUCCGCAGGACGGAGAGAGACAGACAGACAGGCAGCAAUCACACUACCCCCCCCUAUGUUGCUGUUGAUGGUGUGAUGACUGCCAUAGGAGGAAGAUCCAGUCAAACAUUACUCUACGUGUCAACAUUUACAAUAGCAUGACCCACCCACUAUACAGUAGUAUCUCACCAUAAAGGUGGAAGUUUGUACUCUACUUGACCCAAAUACAGAAAUAGGACUUAUAUGGCUCUAAGGAUACAUUCCUUUCAACAAAUACAGUUGCUUACACUACAGCUAAAACAAGUGGCAGCGUGCGUCACUCUUUACAAGGUGAUUUUCCUGAAGGUGUAAGUGUUCAUUACUAAACAGUGCUACUCAUUGUUCUCCAGUGUAAGAGAGUCGAUUGUGGGAGUUAUGAAACCCAAAGCAAGCAGAUUCACAAGUAGCGCACUCUCCAAGAAAUUAGUGUUUGAUGUUCUAUUCAUAAUGCAAAGAUUAUGCACACUUUGACAAAUUAACAUUAAAAGAAAGCCCUAUCCUUGUACUAAAGAGUGUGUGAAGCAGAGUUAUGAUCCUACCGUAGAGGUACAUUAUAAUAGUGUUGCAUUUAAUUCUGUGGGUGCCUUCCUAGCCAGUGUGUUGUUGGAGGUGUUCCAAACAGGCCUCUGGCAUAAACAUAGUCUCUCAAAGCUGAAACUAGCGGAGACAUCACCAUGCAUCGUUAGCCUUAAAGAAGACAGGUGACAUGUUGACAAGCAAUACAGGUGCUCUUAACCCUGACUCUGUGUAUACUGCUGAAUGUAUGACACUUUGACAGAUGAAGGUUGAAAGUGACAGCUAUUGUCUUUAUGCCCGUUUCUCCCAGAGCUAAGACUAGUACAACGUUUAGGAAACUAUGUAGACUGUAUGAUGUACCCAUGCAAAGAGUUUGAAGAUGGACUUUCAAUAACACUGACAAACACAGUGAAUAGCUAUAGAAGCACGGCUUGGCCCUUACUCUGGUUUGAAAGGUGGGAAAGAUGUUGACUACUAUUGCCUUUUGUGCCUGGCGUAAUCAUUGUUGUGUUCUGUUUUCUUCCGUCCCUCCGCUCCACCUCUCCACUCCUCUAUCUUUCUACAAGGUCGGACCCCUUCCGGAGCUUUGUUGACUGCUGCCUCCUCAAAAUUCCUCAGGACAGACCCUCGUCUGGGGAGCUGCUGCGAGUGAGUGCACUUCCUGUUAUCUCUGACAGAGGCUGUCACCUCACUUCCUGUGUCAGUCUCUUAAAGACCAUCUGGUCGUGUGCGUCCUAAAUGGUACCCUAUUCCCUACAUAGUGCACUACUUUUGACCAGAGCCCUAUAGAUAGUAGUGCACUACGUAGGGAAUAGGGUGCCAUUUGGGACACAACCGAUGACUCACUGCCUCCCACAGCUCUAGAGAAAAUAUGAAUAAAAGAUUCCACAGCGGUUAUUCCACACACACAAACACACACUGGUUCGACAGGGGUUAGGGUUUUGUUGUUCAGUGUUUUUGAACGUUUAUUUAUUUAUUUAUUUAUUUAUUUAUUUAUUUAUUUUGCUGUGCUACACCUCGUGUUAGAGGUUGAUAAGGCGUCAUGUGUAAGCUUGCCUGUAUGUGGACUCACUCUAAACAUUCUGACCAAAUCCCCUUGACACCCAAUGAAAGCUGUAGUCAGACUGCCCGCCCACAUAGACCCCCAUAGAGUUACACUACAAGUGCACAGUCACACGGUCUUUGUCAUUUGUACGUCCUGAUCUGCCAAUCCACUGUGUUCAUCUGUGUUCAUUGUGUGUUUGUGUUAAUUUGCGUGCUGUCAACAGAUGCUUUCCUUUCAGGUUCCACUUCCACUGAGUGAGAAAAUUACAGACGCACAAAUAUCAUACCCCCCCCCCCACCAAAAAAUGCUAAUCUCCCCUGUUAUUGUGAUGGUGAGAGGUUAGCAUGUCUUAGGGGUAUGGUAUUUGUGCGUCUGUAACUUUCUCACUCAACAUUAUUCACGAUUCAUUCAGGAUUAUCCGUAAUCAUGGAAGCAUCCACAUUAACGUAGAAGUGUUUAGAAACAUAUUAUAUUCUUAUUUACUAUAAAAGUGACUCCAAAAUGACACAAUACAAUAUUUACCAUUCAUUUCUAUUGGGAAUAAAAUAAUCUGAAACAUAACCAAAAAAAAACAGCAAAUGAAUCCAACAUAUAUGUAGAGUUGCAAGCUUUAUGUAGUCAUUGCGUGCUGUGAUUAUGGGACAAAUACUAAACUUUUUACUACUUUAAUACACAUAUACAGUGAGGGAAAAAAGUAUUUGAUCCCCUGCUGAUUUUGUACGUUUGCACACUGACAAAGAAAUGAUCAGUCUAUCAUUUUAAUGGUAGGUUUAUUUGAACAGUGAGAGACAGAAUAACAACAAAGAAAUCCAGAAAAAAGCAUGUCAAAAAUGUUAUAAAUUGAUUUGCAUUUUAAUGAGGGAAAUACAUAUUUGACCCCCUCUCAAUCAGAAAGAUUUCUGGCUCCCAGGUGUCUUUUAUACAGGUAACGAGCUGAGAUUAGGAGCACACUCUUAAAGGGAGUGCUCCUAAUCUCAGUUUGUUACCUGUAUAAAAGACACCUGUCCACAGAAGCAAUCAAUCAAUCAGAUUCCAAACUCUCCACCAUGGCCAAGACCAAAGAGCUCUCCAAGGAUGUCAGGGACAAGAUUGUAGACCUACACAAGGCUGGAAUGGGCUACAAGACCAUCGCCAAGCAGCUUGGUGAGAAGGUGACAACAGUUGGUGCGAUUAUUCGCAAAUGGAAGAAACACAAAAUAACUGUCAAUCUCCCUCGGCCUGGGGCUCCAUGCAAGAUCUCACCUCAUGGAGUUGCAAUGAUCAUGAGAACGGUGAGGAAUCAGCCCAGAACUACACAGGAGGAUGUUGUCAAUGAUCUCAAGGCAGCUGGGACCACAGUUACCAAGAAAACAUUUGGUAACACACUACGCCGUGAAGGACUGAAAUCCUGCAGCACCCGCAAGGUCCCCAUGCUCAAGAAAUAACAUAUACAGGCCCGUCUGAAGUUUGCCAAUGAACAUCUGAAUGAUUCAGAGGAGAACUGGGUGAAAGUGUUGUGGUCAGAUGAGACCAAUAUCGAGCUCUUUGGCAUCAACUCAACUCGCCGUGUUUGGAGGAGGAGGAAUGCUGCCUAUGACCUCAAGAACACCAUCCCCACCGUCAAACAUGGAGGUGGAAACAUUAUGCUUUGGGGGUGUUUUUCUGCUAAGGGGACAGGACAACUUCACCGCAUCAAAGGGACGAUGGACGGGGCCAUGUACCGUCAAUUCUUGGGUGAGAACCUCCUUCCCUCAGCCAGGGCAUUGAAAAUGGGUCAUGGAUGGGUAUUCCAGCAUGACAAUGACCCAAAACACACGGCCAAGGCAACAAAGGAGUGGCUCAAGAAGAAGCACAUUAAGGUGCUGGAGUGGCCUAGCCAGUCUCCAGACCUUAAUCCCAUAGAAAAUCUGUGGAGGGAGCUGAAGGUUCGAGUUGCCAAACGUCAGGCUCGAAACCUUAAUGACUUGGAGAAGAUCUGCAAAGAGGAGUGGGACAAAAUCCCUCCUGAGAUGUGUGCAAACCUGGUGGCCAACUACAAGAACCGUCUGACCUUUGUGAUUGCCAACAAGGGUUUUGCCACCAAGUACUAAGUCAUGUUUUGCAGAGGGGUCAAAUACUUAUUUCCCUCAUUAAAAUGCAAAUCAAUUUAUAACAUUUUUGACAUGCGUUUUUCUGGAUUUUUGUUUUGUUAUUCUGUCUCUCACUGUUCAAAUAAACCUACCAUUAAAAAUUAUAGACUGAUCAUGUCUUUGUCAGUGGGCAAACGUACAAAAUCAGCAGUGGAUCAAAUACUUUUUUCCCUCACUGUAAGUGAAUUUGUCCCAAUAAUUUUGGUCCCCUAAAAUGGGGGGACUAUGUAGAAAAAGUGCUGUAAUUUCUAAACGGUUCACCCGAUAUGAAUGAAAAUACCCUCAAAUUAAAGCUGACAGUCUGCACCAAAGUGCUGGAGUACAGAGCCAAAACAACAAAAAAUGUGACACUCUCCCAAUACUUUUGGAGCUCACUGUAGAUCUAAAAAGACUCUUCCCAUACUCCUUCACUCCUACACCCAUCCAAAACUACACUACCACACUUUGGAGAAUCACAAGGUUGGGUGCAUGUGUCGAAAAAUAUGGGAGUUACAUUUUGGGGGUUGGGGGGAAGGAGGAAAAGGAAACGGUCCGACUACAUUUAUUGUCCCCAAUAUUGGGGUUUUAUUUAUUUUUUAAUUCGGAGGGUAUACUCAGAAGAUUAGUUCUAUCGCUCCCCCCCCCCGCCUUGUAAAAGUAUUCAAUUGAUUUAAUUGUCAUUUUAUGUCAACAUUCUACACAAAAUACUCUGUCAAUGUACAUUUUACAUUUUAGUCAUUUAGCAGAUGCUCUUGUCCAGAGAGUGCAUACAUUUUGUUUUUGUUCUUUUUUGUUUUUUCAUACUGGCCCCCUGUGGGAAUCGAACCCACAACCCUAGCGUUGCAAACGCCAUGCUCUACCAACUGAGCUACACGGGAUCAUUUAAUGUUACAUUCUCUACCAUAAGCCGCCUCAACGUCGUUUUAGAGAAAUUGGCAGUACGUCCAGCCGGCCUCACAACAGCAGACCAUGUGUAACCACGCCAGCCCAGGACCUCCACAUCUGGCUUCGUCACCUGCGGAAUCGUCUGAGACCAGCCACCCAGACAGCUGAUGAAACGGAGGAGCGUUUAUGUCUGUAAUAAAGCCCUUUUGUGGGGAAAAACUAAUUCUGAUUGGCUGGGCCUGGCUCUCCAGUGGGUGGGCCUGGCUCCCUAGUGGGUGAGCCUAUGCCCUCCCAUGGCUGCGGCCCGUCCCAGUCUUGUGAAAUCCAUAGAUUAGGGCCUAAUGAAUUUAUUUCAAUUGACUGAUUUCCUUAUAUGAACUGUAACUAAGUAAAGUCGUUGAAAUUGUUGCAUGUUGCGUUUAUAUUUUUGUUCAGUGUUGGUGUGUGUAUAUAAAUGCACUGAGUGUACAAAACAUUAGGAACACCUGCUCUUUCUUUGACAUAGACUGACCAGGUGAAUCCAGGUGAAAGCUAUGAUAAUCCCUUAUUGAUGUCACUUGUUAAAUCCACUUCAAUCAGUGUAGAUGAAGGGGAGGAGACAGGUUAAAGAAGGAUUUUUAAUCCUUGAGACAAUUGAGACAUGGAUUGUGCAUGUGUGCCAUUCAGAGGGUGAAUGGGCAAGACCAAAAUAUUUAAGUGACUUUGAAGGGGGUAUGGUAGUAGGUGCCAGGCGCACCGGUUUGUGUCAAGAACUGCAACGCUGCAGGGUUUUUCACACUCAACAGUUUCCCAUGUGUAUCAAGAAUGGUCCACCACCCAAAGGACAUCCAGCCAACUUUUUUUAUUUAUUUUUUAUUUCACCUUUAUUUAACCAGGUAAGCCAGUUGAGAACAGGUUCUCAUUUACAACUGCGACCUGGCCAAGAUAAAGCAAAGUAGUGCAAUAAAAACAACACAGAGUUACAUAUGGGGUAAAAAAAAAAAAACAUAAAGUCAGAAAUACAACAGAAAAUAUAUAUACAGUGUGUGCAAAUGUAGCAAGUUAUGGAGGUAAGGCAAUAAAUAGGCUAUAGUGCAGAAUAAUUACAAUAGUAUUAACACUGGAAUGCUAGAUGUGCAAGAGAUUAUGUGCAAAUAGAGAUACUGGGGUGCAAAAGAGCAAAAUAAAUAACAAUAUAGGGAUGAGGUAGUUGGGUGGGCUAAUUUCGGAUGGGCUGUGUACAGGUGCAGUGAUCGGUAAGGUGCUCUGACAACUGAUGCUUAAAGUUAUUGAGGGAGAUAAGAGUCUCCAGCUUCAGAGAUUUUUGCAAUUCGUUCCAGUCAUUGGCAGCAGAGAACUGGAAGGAAUGGCGGCCAAAGGAGGUGUUGGCUUUGGGAAUGACCAGUGAGAUAUACCUGCUGGAGCGCAGACUACGGGUGGGUGCUGCUAUGGUGACCAAUGAGCUAAGAUAAGGCGGGGAUUUGCCUAGCAGUGAUUUAUAGAUGGCCUGGAGCCAGUGGGUUUGACGACGAACAUGUAGUGAGGACCAGCCAACAAGAGCGUACAGGUCACAGUGGUGGGUAGUGUAUGGGGCUUUGGAGACAAAACGGAUGGCACUGUGAUAGACUACAUCCAAUUUGCUGAGUAGAGUGUUGGAGGCUAUUUUGUAAAUUACAUCGCCGAAGUCAAGGAUCGGUAGGAUAGUCAGUUUUACGAGGGCAUGUUUGGCAGCAUGAGUGAAGGAGGCUUUAUUGCGAAAUAGGAAGCCGAUUCUAGAUUUAACUUUGGAUUGGAGAUUCUUUAUGUGAGUCUGGAAGUUGAGUUUACAGUCUAACCAGACACCUAGGUAUUUGUAGUUGUCCACAUACUCUAGGUCAGACCCGUCGAGAGUGGUGAUUCUAGUCGGGUGGGCGGGUGCCAGCAGCGUUCGAUUGAAAAGCAUGCAUUUAGUUUUACUAGUGUUUAAGAGCAGUUGGAGGCUACUGAAGGAUUGUUGUAUGGCAUUGAAGCUCGUUUGGAGGUUUGUUAACACAGUGUCCAAUGAAGGGCCAGAUGUAUACAAAAUGGUGUCGUCUGCGUAGAGGUGGAUCUGAGAGUCACCAGCAGCAAGAGCGACAUCAUUGAUAUACACGGAGAAAAGUGUCGGCCCAAGAAUUGAACCCUGUGGCACCCCCAUAGAGACUGCCAUAGGUCCAGACAACUUGACACAACUGUGGGAACCAUUAAAGUCAACAUGGGCCAGCAUCCCUGUGUAACGCUUUCGACACCGUGUAGAGUCCAUGCCCCGACGAAUUGAGGCUGUUCUGAGGGCAAAAGGGGGAGGGGGGGGGGUGCAACUCAAUAUUAGGAAGGUGUUCUUAAUGUUUUGUACACUCAGUGUAUAUCUCUCCUUUUCCCUCUCUCUCCAUCUCUUUCCCUUAUUUUCUCUCUCUUAUCUCCCUCUCUCCCUGCCCCCUGGUCCGUGGGAGCUCUCAAUCUCUGUCACUCACUCAUUCAGUCUCUGUCACUCACUCGUUCAGUCCCUCUCUCUGUCCGUUUGUUUGAAAAACUGGAAAAUGUGUCAUCUCUGUUUCCAGAGUAUGAUGUCAUCAGUGUGCUGCUGAAGGAGAGAGUGCAUUACACUACAUUACCCCAGCCAGCCAGUAUCUGUCAGAUAGAAGGAAGGAAGCAGGAAGAUGAACACACACACACAGGCGUUUCAGACCCCAAGUGGUUGCAUACAUUACAUUUCCACGCCAUUUAGCAAAUAUAUUUUUCAUGAGUGUGUGUGGGUGGGAGCCGGCUUGAGCCUUUUGGGGCCCUAAGCGAGAAUUGGUUGGUGGGCCCCCUACCUCGCAGCAAAACAUUUUAGUUGUCCGCCUCUUGACGGUGGAGAGAACUAUUUAACUUUUAAAGUUCAUUUCCUGCAAUUCUGCUCAUUUUGCAAUGGGGCAGAGAGAAUAAAUGUGCCGUUUUUAAAGGUAACUUCCUGCAUUCUACCCGUUUUGUAAUGAGUUAUGCCAUGUCAAUAUGAUAUCUGAGUGAGAAUGACUAACUGGGGGCGGGGCUACCGCUUCCCACAUGUCCUCUAGUCUAUAGGAUGGAUUCCUGGUAAACCUAGAUAGGAACUCGAUCUAGAUGGGAACUCUAUCUAGGUUGAAUAACCCACAGGCGCCCUCUAGUGACAAAUGGACAAUAGAGAUUUUUCAAAUAGAUAUUCUUUCAGAUAAUCACAUGUAUUUAUAUAUAUCAUGGAGUUAUUGAUAUCUGAAAUUUCUCGCGACCCCAACCAUGUGAAAAAAAAGUAUGUAUUUAACAGCCAAUGUUUACUUUUUUAUUUGGGGCUAUUUCUGAUUGUCUUAACUCACCAUCACAUACUUUUAAUGUGGGGCUAUGACAGUCAAUUGCAAAUUAGUCUGACAUCAUGUAUCUUAUCUCACCACCGCUAAUGUCGCGUGUCGCGUUGGAGAUUCUCAAAGUCGGGGGGGGGGCGUGGUCGACAGUGCGCACCUCAUCUCUGCUGUCACAUCCAACCUGGAUCGAUAUUUGGUUUUAAUGCAGACGAGAGCACUGAAUCCAGCUUCACACAGAUAUGAGCUGGCGAAGGGUACCAUGAGUUUUAUGGUGCUUUCAAGACAACUGGGAACUUUGAAAGAUAUGAGGUGAAAUCAUGACGUCAGUGAUCUUAAGGUUGGAAAGUUGGAGCUCUAGAAAGAGGCCCAAGUUCCUGAGUUGGAAUUCCGAGUUGGAUGACCGUUCAAAACUAUUUUUCCCAGUCAGAGCUGUUUUUUUUUUCUCUAGAGUUCCCCGUUGUCUUGAACGCACUGACGUCGGAAUUCUGAGACUUCAGAGUUCACAGUUCACAGUUGUUUUGAACACGGCAUGGUAUUCCCGAUAGGGUAUUCCCUUUGAGUCAUGAACUAAAACUCCUCCGUAGUGUGCCGUGAAUGUAUUCAGUCACAUAACCGCUCGAUCAGCUGUUCGAUUUCACUUACCGGCAUGUCAACUGAGCCAGGAUCACAGUCAAACGGAUUGGGAAGUAGGUCCCAAAGUGCUCUUCCAAGCGUUGGAGGUGAUCAGUCAUCACUCGUGUGGGACACUUACUGAUGCUGUUUUCUGUUAGAAACAUGCACAGCAGAGGGAAGGGGGCAUGGAUCUCUUUUGAAAGACUCUCUCUCCAAUAAUAAUUAUUUCCUCUGAAUCCACUGAUUCGGUCACUCAUCUGUAGAAUGUUUUGUAUUUCCCCUGCAUGCUUGCGUUCAGUUCGUUAGUUUACCAAAUAUGUCUGUUACAUAGGCAAGGAGACACAUUUUAUUUUCAUUACACAGUCAAUCAAUCAAUCAAAUGUAUUUAUAAAGCCUUUUUUCAUCAGCAGAUGUCACAAAGUGCUAUACAGAAAUCCAGCCUAAAACCCCAAACAGCAAGCAAUGCAGAUGUAGAAGCACGGUGGCUAGGAAAAACUCCCUAGAAAGGCAGGAACCUAGGAAGAAACCUAGAGAGGAACCAGGCUCUGAGGGGUGGCCAGUCCUCUUCUGGCUGUGCUGGGUGAAGAUUAUAAGAGUGGCCAUUUAAGGCCAGAUGGUUCUUCAAGAUGUUCAAACGUUCAUAGAUGUCCAGCAGGGUCAAAUGAUAAUCAGUGGUUGUAGAGGGUGCAACAGGUCAGUACCUCAGGAGUAAAUGUCAGUUGGCUUUUCAUAGUCGAGCAUUCAGAGGUCGAGACAGCAGGUGCGGUAGAGAGAGAGCGGAUCGAAAACAGCAGGUCCGGGACAAGGUAGCACGUCCGGUGAACAGGUCAGGGUUCCCUAGCCGCAGGCAGAACAGUUUUAAACUGGAGCAGCAGCACGACCAGGUGGACUGUGGACAGCCAAGAGUCAUCAGGCCAGGUAGUCCGGAGGCAUGGUCCUAGGGCUCAGGUCCUCCGGGAGGGGAGGGAGAGAGGGAGAGAAUUAGAGGGAGCAUACUUCAAUUCACACAGGACACCAGAUAAGACAGGAGAAUUACACCAGAUAUAACAGACUGACCCUAGCCCCUCGGCACAUAGACUAUUGCAGCAUAGAUACUGGAGACUGAGACAGGGGUGGGUCAACAGUUCUUCUCUCAAUGUGAAAAAUCUUUCCAACACUCUCCCUCUAAACCUCCAAGCAUCGGUGUGAAAUAGAGCGUUGCCCACUGAAGUCAGGUCAAUACCCCGGUGAGGACGACGAGCAUGCAGAUGAGCUUCCUUGAGAUGGUUUCUGAUAGUUUGUGCAGAAAUUAUUCGGUUGUGCAAACCCACAGUGUCAUCAGCUAUCCGGGUGGCUGGUCUCAGAUGAUCCCGCAGGUGAAGAAGCCGGAUGUGGAGGUCCUGGGCUGGCGUGGUUACACGUGGUCUGCAGUUGUGAGGCCGGUUGGACGCACUGCCAAAUUCUCUAAAACGACGUCGGAGGCGGCUUAUGGUAGAGAAAUGAACAUUACAUUUUCUGGCAACAGCUCUGGUGGACAUUCUUAUAGUCAGCAUGCCAAUUGCACGUUCCCUCAAAAUGUUGAGACAUCUCUGUGGCAUUGUGUUGUGUUACAAAACUGCACUUUGUGCACCUGUAUAAUGAUCAUGCUGUUUAAGCAGCUUCUUGAUAUGCCAAACCUGUCAGGUGGAUGGAUUAUCUUGGCAAAUGAGAAAUGCUCACAAACAAGGAUGUAAGCAAAUUUGUGUACAAACUUGAGAGAAAGAAGCUUUUUGUGCAUGUGGAAAAUUUCGGGGAUCUUUUAUUUCAACUCAUGAUAUAGAUAUGAGUUUCUGUGCCUCUGCCUCCCCACAUUGUUUUCACCAUAUCAAUUGUGGCUGCUAAUAUCAAAGUCUCUGCAAUAGUGUGUGGUUUCAUAGCGUAGCAGGCCUAGCCAUUCACGUGGGAAUAAUUCAAGUGCAACGGUCAAGUACCGCCUUUUCCCAUGAUCUAAGCGCGCUCUCUGGUUGAAUUUGAUCUUUUAGAUUUAAAUCAUUUUCAUUUAAAUUUAAGGUUAACCACAUUAAAAUGAUUAUGAGAUACAAAGACAAUAUUAUAAUAUAUAUACUUUAUAUGUUUUGAUAUUAUUAUAAAAAAGAAUGUCUUCAGGGUUUUGGAAAUUCUCCCGCGACCCCAUUUUCAUAUCAGGUGACCCCUAGUUUGGGAACCGCUGCUCUAACCUGUAACCUCUCUUUUCUCCCCAGCAUGACUUUGUACGUCGGGAGCGCCCCCCGCGGGUCCUUAUGGAUCUGAUCCAGAGGACCAAGGACGCGGUGAGGGAGCUGGACAACCUGCAGUACCGUAAGAUGAAGAAGAUCCUCUAUCAGGAAAAACACAUGGGGGAGAGCCUGGAGGAGGAGGAGGUGAGGAUGGAAGGGGGGAGCCAGGAGGAGGAGAGGAUGGGAGGGGGGAGCCAGGAGGAGGUGAGGAUGGAAGGGGGGAGCCAGGAGGAGGUGAGGAUGGAAGGGGGGAGCCAGGAGGAGGAGAGGAUGGGAGGGGGGAGCCAGGAGGAGGUGAGGAUGGAAGGGGGGAGCCAGGAGGAGGUGAGGAUGGGAGUGGGGAGCCAGGAGGAGGAGAGGAUGGGAGGGGGAGCCAGGAGGAGGUGAGGAUGGGAGUGGGGAGCCAGGAGGAGGAGAGGAUGGGAGGGGGGGAGCCAGGAGGAGGAGAGGAUGGGAGGGGGGAGCCAGGAGGAGGAGAGGAUAGAGGAAGGACAGAGACAGGAGGAGGAGGAGGAAGUACAUCCACUAUAACCACUACUAUUCUUACUUUACUAUGAAACAUGUCAGUAGGAUGUGUACACAAUUGAUUACAUGAAUAGAAUAAGAAACCAUGCCAUUGUGUGUCCGGGUGGAUAACCCUCUGGAGUCAACUGAACUCCUGUUUUGGUCUGGCACAAAUGGAAUGGGUGUCCCAGAGGUCAACAAAGGUUGACCUGGAGAAGACACAUGUCCUCCUGUUCACCUGACUUGAACUAGGGCAAAGGAACACUGAUACAGAGUCGUGAGACCCUGUCAUCUAGCCCUGCGUCUCAGUUCUCCACCCAUUUUUUUUUUGCCCAUGCUUAUUAAGCUCUUUAUGGACAUUAUAUAAAUAAACACAUUUCCAGACAUUCUGUUUUUGAUUUCCCUGUGCUGGGUUUGUUUUUGUGCCACAAGCUCUGUUUUGUAUGGCACACUCAAGCAUGCUGAUUCUGUUAGGACCGACAGACACAGACCGACAGACACCCACAGACGACAGACACCCACAGACCGACAGACACCCACAGACGACAGACACCCACAGACCGACAGACACCCACAGACCGACAGACACCCACAGACCGACAGACACCCACAGACCGACAGACACCCACAGACCGACAGACACCCACAGACCGACAGACACCCACAGACCGACAGACACCCACAGACCGACAGACACCCACAGACCGACAGACACCCACAGACAGACAGACACCCACAGACCGACAGACAGACACCCACAGACCGACAGACAGACACCCACAGACCGACAGACAGACACCCACAGACCGACAGACAGACCAAGAACAACACCACAGACCGACAGACCGACAACGACAGACAGACAGACAGACAAACCGACCGACAGGACAGACAGACAGACACGACCGACAGACAGACAGACACCGACCCGACAGACACCACAGACAACCGACCGACAGACAGACAGACAACCGACCACAGACACCGACAGACAGACAGACACCGACGACAGACAGACAGACACCGACAGACAGACAGACACCGACAGACAGACACCGACCGACAGACAGACAGACACCGACCGACAGACAGACAGACACCGACAGACAGACAGACACCGACAGACAGACAGACACACCGGACAACGACCGACAACAACAAGAGACAGAACACGACCGACAGACAGACACCGACCGACAGACAGACACCGACCGACAGACAGACACCGACCGACAGGACAGACAGACACACACGACACGACACCGACGACAGACAGACAACCGACCGACAGACAGACAGACACCGACAGACAGACAGACACCGACCGACAGACAGACAGACAGACACCGACCGACAGACAGACAGACAGACAGACAGACAGACACCGACCGACAGACAGACAGACAGACACCGACCGACAGAGAGACACCGACCGACAGACAGACAGACACCGACCGACCGACAGAGAGACACCGACCGACAGAGAGAGACAACAAAAAAACCGACCCAACAGAGAACAGAGCAGACACAGAGACACAGAGACACAGAGACAGGCACAGACUGACACACACAGACUGACACACACAGACUGACAGACUGACACACACAGACUGACAGACUGACACACACAGACUGACAGACUGACACACACAGACUGACAGACUGACACACACAGACUGACACACACAGACUGACACACACAGACUGACACACACAGACUGACAGACUGACACACACAGACUGACACACACAGACUGACACAGACUGACACUGACAGACACUGACAGACACAGAAACACACAGAGAGACAGACAGCGAGAGACACACAGACAGCGAGAGACACACAGACAGCGAGAGACACACAGACAGCGAGAGACACACAGACAGCGAGAGACACACAGACAGCGAGAGCCACACAGACAGAGAGAGCGCACACAGACAGAGAGAGCCACACAGACAGAGAGAGCCACACAGACAGAGAGAGCCACACAGACAGAGAGAGCCACACAGACAGAGAGAGCCACACAGACAGAGAGAGCCACACAGACAGAGAGAGCCACACAGACAGAGAGAGCCACACAGACAGAGAGAGCCACACAGACAGAGAGAGCCACACAGACAGAGAGAGCCACACAGACAGAGAGAGCCACACUGACAGAGAGAGCCACACUGACAGAGAGAGCCACACUGACAGAGAGAGCCACACAGACAGAGAGAGACACACAGACAUACGCAGACAGAGACAUACACAGACAGACACAGAGACACACAGACACACAGACAGACAGACACACAGACAGACAGACAUGACUGGAGGACUGACAUCGAUACGGUCUGUCUGUCUGUGUGAAUCAAAUGGUGGUUAAUAGGCUAUUUAGCAUGACUUUGACUAUGUUGCCCUCUUGAUGGCAGGACAUUAUUUCUGCUAUAUCAAGGUCACUCCAAGUUUAAUGAGGCUAUUUGGAAACCCAUAUUUACAGUUGAGGGGAGGGAAGGGGUGAGGGUUGUGUGUGUGUGUGUGCGUUUCCAACAGUGUGUGUAUACUGAUUUCUCUCUCUCUCUCUCUCUCUCUCUCCCCCCCCCCCCCCCCCCCCCUCCAGGACUGUGAGCAGGCCAGCUGUAAGACGAACAGCCUGGGCAGUAACCACUCCAUCCCCAGCACCUCAGUCAGUACAGGAAGUCAGAGCAGCAGCGUCAACAGCAUGCAGGAGGUCCUAGACGAGAGCUGCUCCGACGUGACCAUGAUGCACCACGACUAUGACAGCAGCUUAGAGUCCUCCGCACACACCAAAAAGGUAUUACUGACAGAGGGAGACAUACACACACACACACCAAGAUGCUACACACUGUAGCGCCUAGAAGAAAACUAGCACUAUCAGUGUCCCUCCAGCAAGUCACCCACUACCCACGUCUUCAAGAAUGACACCAACAAACAUGAACACACACACAUCAAGAAGACUCAUCUAGCCCCUCAGUCUCUAGCCAGCCAUCCAGCAACCACCUACACCAAACUUCAACCCACGUCCUCAAGAAUGACAGCUCUCAGGGCUGUAUAAAGGGUCAUACACAGAAGUGAAAUGUGUACACUCCAACCCGCACCCAAAUAAUGACACACACCAAACAGAACCAACCUCGCCGAGGUAAUCAUAUAAUCAUACUAUAUUAACCUAAACAAACCUAACACCCUUCGAAAACACUGACGCCAUGGAAACCAAAGAUACAGUUGAAGUUGGAAGUUUACAUACACCUUAGCCAAAUACAUUUAAACUCAGUUUUUUACAAUUCCUGACAUUUAGUCCUAGUAAAAAUUCCCUGUCUUAGGUCAGUUAGGAUCACCACUUUAUUUUAAGAAUGUAAAAUGUCAGAAUAAUUGUAGAGAGAAUGAUUUAUUUAAGCUUCUAUUUAUUUCAUCACAUUCCCAGUGGGUCAGAAGUUUACAUACACUCAAUUAGUAUUUGGUAGCAUUGCCUUUAAAUUGUUUAACAUGGGUCAAACAUUUUGGGUAGCCUUCCACAAGCUUCCCACAAUAAGUUUGGGUGACUUUUGGCCCAUUCCUCCUGACAGAGCUGGUGUAACUGAGUCAGGUUUGUAGGCCUCCUUGCUCGCCCACGCUUUUUCAGUUCUGUCCACACAUUUUCUAUAGGAUUGAGGUCAGGGCUUUGUGAUGGCCACUCCAAUACCUUGACUUUGUUGUCCUUAAGCCAUUUUGCCACAACUUUGGAAGUAUGCUUGGGGUCAUUGUCCAUUUGGAAGACACAUUUGCGACCAAGCUUUAACUUCCUGACUUAUGUCUUGAGAUGUUGCUUCAAUAUAUCCAAAUAAUUUUCCUUCCUCAUGAUGCCAUCUAUUUUGUGAAGUGCACCAGUCCCUCCUGCAGCAAAGCACCCCCACAGCAUGAUGCUGCCACCCCCGUGCUUCACAGUUGGGAUGGUGUUCUUCGGCUUGCAAGCCUUCCCCCUUUUUCCUCCAAACAUAACGAUGGUCAUUAUGGCCAAACAGUUCUAUAUUUGUUUUAUCAGACCAGAGGACAUUUCUCCAAAAAGUACGAACUUUGUCCCCAUGUGCAGUUGCAAACUGUAGUCUGGCUUUUUUAUGGCGGUUUUAGAGCAGUGGCUUCUUCCUUGCUGAGCGGCCUUUCAGGUUAUGUCGAUAUAGGAUUUUUUUUAUGUCAAAAACUAAAAACUAAAAAGAUACCUUAUUUACGUAAGUAUUCAGACCAUUUGCUAUGAGACUCAAAAUUGAGCUUAGGUGCAUCCUGUUUCCAUUGAUCAUCCUUGAUGUUUCUGCAACUUGAUUGGAGUCCACCUGUGGUAAAUUCAAUUGAUUGGUUAUGAUUUGGAAAUGCACACACCUGUCUAUAUAAGGUCCCACAGUUGACAGUGCAUGUCAGAGCAAAAACCAAGCCAUGAGGUCGAAGGAAUUGUCCGUAGACCUCCGAGACAGGAUUGUGUCGGCACAGAUCUGGGGAAGGGUACUAAAAAAUGUCUGCAGCAUUGAAGGUCCCCAAGAACACAGUGGCCUCCAUCAUUCUUCAAUGGAAGAAGUUUGGAACCACCAAGACUCUUCCAAGAGCUGGCUGCCCGGCCAAACUGAGCAAUCGGGGGAGAAGGGCCUUGGUCAGGGAGGUGACCAAGAACCUGAUGGUCACUCUGACAGAGCUCCCGAGUUCCUCUGUGGAGAUGGUAGAACCUUCCAGAAGGACAAUCAUCUCUGCAGCACUCCACCAAUCAGGCCUUUAUGGUAGAGUGGCCAGGCGGAAGCCUCUCCUCAGUAAAAGGCACAUGACAGCCCGCUUGGAGUUUGCCAAAAGGCACCUAAAGGACUCAGACCAUGAGAAAAAAUUAUCUGGUCUGAUGAAACCAAGAUUGAACUCUUUGGCCUGAAUGCCAAGCGUGACGUCUGGAGGAAACAUGGCACCAUCUCUACGGUGAAGCAUGGUGGUGGCAGCAUCAUGCUGUGGGGAUGUUUUUCAGCGGCAGGGACUGGGACACUAGUCAGGAUCGAGGGAAAGCUGAACGGAGAAAAGUACAGAGCGAUCCUUGAUGAAAACCUGCUCUAGAGCGCUCAGGAUCUCAGACUGGGGCGAAGGUUCACCUUUCAACAGGCCGACGACCCUAAGCACACAGCCAAGACAAUGCAGGAGCGGCUUCGGGACAAGUCUCUGAAUGUCCUUGAGUGGCCCAGCCAGAGCUCAGACUUGAACCCGAUCGAACAUCUCUGGAGAGACCUGAAAAUAGCUGUGCAGCGACGCUCCCCAUCCAACCUGACAGGGCUUGAGAGGAUCUGCAGAGAAGAAUGGGAGAAACCCCAAAUACAGGUGUGCCAAGCUUGUAGCAUCAUACCUUAAGACUCAAGGCUGUAAUCACUGCCAAAGGUGUUUCUACAAAAUACUGAGUAAAGGGUCUGAAUACUUAUGUAAAUGUGAUAUUACUGUUCUUUAUUUUUUAUACAUUUGCAAACAAUUAUACAUUUAUUUUUGGUUUGUCAUUAUGGGGUAUUGUGUGUAUAUUGAUGAGAGGAAAAACAUGUUUUAAUCCAUUUUAGAAUAAGGCUGUAACGUAACAAAAUGUGGAAAAAGUCAAGGGGUCUGAAUACUUUCUGAAGGCACUGUAUACAGUGCCUUCAAAAAGUAUUCACAGCCCUUUACUUUUUUUUUGUUGUGUUACAAAGUGGGAUUAAAAUGGAUUUGGCAUUUUUUGUCAACAAUCUACACAAAAUACUCUGUGGAAGACACAUUUUCAUUUGUAAAAUAUAACACUAAUAUACAGUAUGUUGAUUAGAUAAGUCAAUACAUGUUAGAAUUACCUUUUGAGUCUUUCUGGGUAGGUCUCUAAGAGCUUUCCACACCUGGAUUAUGCAACAUUUGCCCAUUUUUUUGUUUUCAAAAUUCUUCAAGCUCUGUCAAAUUGGUUGUUGAUCAUUGCUAGAACACCAUUUUCAGGUCUUGCCAUAGAUUUUCAAGCAGAUUUAAGUCAAAACUGUAACUCGGCCACUCAGGAACAUUCACUGUCUUCUUGGUAAGCAACUCCAAUGUAGAUUUGGCCUUGUGUUUUAGGAUAUUGUCCUGCUGAAAGGUGAAUUCAACUCCCAGUGUCUGGUGGAAAGCAGACUGAACCAGGUUUUCCUCUAGGAUUUUGCCUGUCCAUAGCUCCAUUCCGUUUCUUUUUUAUCCUGAAAAACUCCCCAGUCCUUAACGAUUACAAGCAUACCCAUAAUAUGAUGCAGCCACCACUUUGCUUGAAAAUAUUGAGUGUUACUCAGUAAUAUGUUGUGUUGGAUUUUCCCCAAACAUGACAAUUUGUAUUCAGGACAAAAAGUAAAUUGCUUUGCCAAUUUUUUUUGCAGUAUUACUUUAGUGCCUUAUUGCAAACAGGAUGCAUGUUUAGGAAUAUUUUCUUCUGUACAGGCUUCCUUUUUUUCACUCUGUCAUUUAGGUUAUUAUUGUGGAGUAACAUCCAUUAAACUCUAACUGUUUUAAAGUCACAAUUGGGCCUCAUGGUGAAUACCCUGAGCAGUUUCCUUCCUCUACAGCAACAGAGUUAGGAAAGACACCUGUAUAUUUGUAGUGACUAGGUGUAUUGAUACACCAUCCGCAGUGUAAUUAAUAACGUCACCAUGCUCAAAGGGAUAUUCUGUGUCUGCUUUAUUUAUUUUUUACAAAUCUACCAAUAGGUGCCCUUUGCAAGACAUUGGAAAACCUCCCUGGUCUUUGGUUGAAUAUGUGUUUGAAAUUCACUGGUCAACUGAGGGACCUUACAGAUAAUUGUGUGUGUGUGGGGUACAGAGAUAAGGUAGUCAUUCAAAAAUCAUGUUAAACUCUUAUUAUUGAAAGAAAGAAUUGCGCCCGAGGGGAUGGCUGCCGUUUUACGGGCUCCUAACCAACUGCUAUUUUGUGUGUGUUUUCGCAUUGUUUGUAACUUAUUUUGUACAUAAUGUUGUCUGCUACUGUCUCUUAUGACCGAAAAGAGCUUCUGGGUAUCAGAACAGCGAUUACUCACCUCGAACUAGACAACGUUUUUUCUUUAAUGGGUCCGACGCAAAGGAUAUACUGCUUCUCCGAGACCAGGCCCAAAUCCCCAUCUUUCACGUGAAGAAAAGGCGGAAAUACAGGGGGCGGAGAUCGGGGUGCCUUGUGAGAAUUUGUUGGUGAGUGGGUAACCCGCCUCUACCAUCCGUUUUAUUGGCCAACGUGCAAUCACUGGAAAAUAAACUGGAUGAGCUCUGUUUGAGACUAUCCUACCAACGGGACAUUCAAAACUGUAAUAUCUUAUGUUUCACCGAGUCUUGGCUGAAUGACGACACAGAUUAUAUACAGUUGGCUGGGUUAACCGUGCAUCGGCAGGACAGAAUAGCUACGUCUGGUAAGACGAGGGGUGGUGGUGUGUGUCUAUUUGUCAAUAACAGCUGGUGUGUGAUGUCUAAUAUUAAAGAGGUCUCAAAGUAUUGCUCGCCUAAGGUAGAGUAUCUCAUGAUAAGCUGUAGACCACACUAUCUACCAAGAUAGUGUGGUCUACAGACCGCACUUAACGAGCUGUAUAAGGCCAUAAGCAAACAAGAAAAUGCUCAUCCAGAAGCGGCGCUCCUAGUGGCCGGGGACUUUAAUGCAGGCAAACUUAAAUCCGUUUUACCUCAUUUCUACCAGCAUGUGCAACCAGAGGGAAAAAAACUAGACCACCUUUACUUCUCACGCAGAAAAACUUUCCCUCGUCCUCCAUUUGAAAAAUCUGACCAUGCAAAAAACAAAAGCAGGAAGUACGAGUGACUCGCUCAAUACGUUCCUUGGUGUCCACAUCACCAACAAUCCGUUUUACCUCAUUUCUACCAGCAUGUGCAACCAGAGGGAAAAAAACUAGACCACCUUUACUUCUCACGCAGAAAAACUUUCCCUCGCCCUCCAUUUGAAAAAUCUGACCAUGCAAAAAACGAAAGCAGGAAGUACGAGUGACUCGCUCAAUACGUUCCUUGGUGUCCACAUCACCAACAAACUAUCAUGGUCCAAUCACACCAAGACAGUCGUGCAGAGAGCACGACAACACCUUUUCCCCCUCAGGAGACUGAAAAGAUUUGUCAUGGGGUCCUCAGAUCCUCAAAAAGUUCUACAGCUGCACCAUCGAGAGCAUCCUGACCGGUUGCAUCACCGCCUGGUAUGGCAACUGCUCCGCAUCCGACCGUAAGGUGCUACAGAGGGUAGUGCGUACGGCCCAGUACAUCACUGGGGACAAGGUUCCUGCCAUCCAGGACCUACAUACUAGGCGGUGUCAGAGGAAGGCCCAAACAAUUGUUAGACUCCAGUCACCCUAGUCAUAGACUGUUCUCUCUGCUACCGCACGGCAAAACGGUACCGGAGCGCCAAGUCUAGGUCCAAAAGGCUACUUAACAGCUUCUACCCCUAAGCCAUAAGACUGCUGAACAAUUAAUCAAAUGGCCACCUGGACUAUUUGCAUUGACCCCCACCCCCUUUGUUUUUACUCUGAAGAAAUUCGGCUUGGCACCUAAAACCCUCACAAACUUUUACAGAUGCACAAUUGAGAGCAUCCUGUCGGGCUCUAUCACCACCUGGUACGGCAACUGCACCGCCCGCAACCGCAGGGCUCUCUAGAGGGUGGUGCGGUCUGCCGAACGCAUUAUCGGGGGCAAACUACCCGCCCCCGAUGUCACAGGAAGGCCAAAAAGAUAAUCAAGGACAUCAACCACCCGAGCCACUGCCUGUCCACCCCGCUAUCAUCCAGAAGGCGAGGUCAGUACAGGUGCAUCAAAGCUGAGACCGAGAGAAGGAAAAACAGCUUCUAUUUCAAGGCCAUCAGAAUGUUAAAUAGCCAUCACUAGCACAUUAGAGGCUGCUGCUGCCUAUUGAAAUCACUGACCACUUUAAGAAAUGGAACACUAGUCACUUUAAUAAUGUUUACAGUCACUUUAAUAAUGUUUACAUAUCUUGCACUACUCAUCUCAUAUAUACAGUGGGGGAAAAAAGUAUUUAGUCAGCCACCAAUUGUACAAGUUCUCCCACUUAAAAAGAUGAGAGAGGCCUGUAAUUUUCAUCAUAGGUACACGUCAACUAUGACAGACAAAAUGAGAAUUUUUUUUCAAGAAAAUCACAUUGUAGGAUUUUUAAUGAAUGUAUUUGCAAAUUAUGGUGGAAAAUAAGUAUUUGGUCAAUAACAAAAGUUUCUCAAUACUUUGUUAUAUACCUUUUGUUGGCAAUGACACAGGUCAAACGUUUUCUGUAGGUCUUCACAAGGUUUUCACACACUGUUGCUGGUAUUUUGGCCCAUUCCUCCAUGCAGAUCUACUCUAGAGCAGUGAUGUUUUGGGGCUGUCGCUGGGCAACACGGACUUUCAACUCCCUCCAAAGAUUUUCUAUGGGGUUGAGAUCUGGAGACUGGCUAGGCCACUCCAGGACCUUGAAAUGCUUCUUACGAAGACACUCCUUCGUUGCCCGGGCGGUGUGUUUGGGAUCAUUGUCAUGCUGAAAGACCCAGCCACGUUUCAUCUUCAAUGCCCUUGCUGAUGGAAGGAGGUUUUCACUCAAAAUCUCACGAUACAUGGCCCCAUUCAUUCUUUCCUUAACACGGAUCAGUCGUCCUGGUCCCUUUGCAGAAAAACAGCCCCAAAGGAUGAUGUUUCCACCCCCAUACUUCACAGUAGGUAUGGUGUUCUUUGGAUGCAACUCAACAUUCUUUGUCCUCCAAACACGACGAGUAGAGUUUUUACCAAAAAGUUAUAUUUUGGUUUCAUCUGACCAUAUGACAUUCUCCCAAUCCUCUUCUGGAUCAUCCAAAUGCACUCUAGCAAACUUCAGACGGGCCUGGACAUGUACUGGCUUAAGCAGGGGGACACGUCUUGCACUGCAGGAUUUGAGUCCCUGGCGGCGUAAUGUGUUACUGAUGGUAGGCUUUGUUACUUUGGUCCCAGCUCUCUGCAGGUCAUUCACUAGGUCCCCCCGUGUGGUUCUGGGAUUUUUGCUCACCGUUCUUGUGAUCAUUUUGACCCCACGGGGUGAGAUCUUGCGUGGAGCCCCAGAUCGAGGGAGAUUAUCAGUGGUCUUGUAUGUCUUCCAUUUCCUAAUAAUUGCUCCCACAGUUGAUUUCUUCAAACCAAGCUGCUUACCUAUUGCAGAUUCAGUCUUCCCAGCCUGGUGUAGGUCUACCAUUUUGUUUCUGGUGUCCUUUGACAGCUCUUUGGUCUUGGCCAUAGUGGAGUUUGGAGUGUGACUGUUUGAGGUUGUGGACAGGUGUCUUUUAUACAGAUAACAAGUUCAAACAGGUGCCAUUAAUACAGGUAACGAGUGGAGGACAGAGGAGCCUCUUAAAGAAGAAGUUACAGGUCUGUGAGAGCCAGAAAUAUUGCUUGUUUGUAGGUGACCAAAUACUUAUUUUCCACCAUAGUUUUCAAAUAAAUUCAUAAAAAAUCCUACAAUGUGAUUUUCUGGAUUAUUUUCUUCUCAAUUUGUCUGUCAUAGUUGACGUGUACCUAUGAUGAAAAUUACAGGCCUCUCUCAUCUUUUUAAGUGGGAGAACUUGCACAAUUGGUGGCUGACUAAAUACUUUUUUCCCCCACUGUAUAUAUAUAUAUACUGCAUUCUAUUCUAUAAUAUUCUACUGUAUCUUAGUCCAUGCCGCUCAUUCAUUGCUUGUCAUUGCUUGUAUAUUUUCUUAAAUUCUAUUCCUUACUAGUUUUGUGUGUAUUGGGUAUAUGUUGUGAAAUUGUUAGAUAUUACUGCACUGUUGGAGCUAGAAGCACAAGCAUUUCGCUACACCCGCUAUAACAUCUGCUAAACAAGUGUAUGUGACAAAUAGAAUUUGAUUUGAUUUGCUGCUACUCGCUGUUUAUUAUCUAUGUAUAGUCACUUUACCCCUACCUACAUGUACAAAUUACCUCGACUAACCUGUACCCCCGCACAUUGACUCGGUACCGGUACCCCCUGUAUAUAGCCUCGGUAUUGUUAUUUUAUUGUGUUACUUUUUAUUUUUUAUUUUAUUUAGUAAAUAUUGUCUUAACUCUAUUUCUUGAACUGCAUUGUUGGUUAAGGGCUUGUAAGUAAGCAUUUCACGGUAAGGUUGUAUUCGGCGCAUGUGACAAAUGAAAUUUGAUUUGAUUUAUUGCACUCUGAGUGAGUCCAUGCAACUUACUACGUUACUUGUAUUUAGGCUUGCCAUAACAAAGGGGUUGACUCAAGACAUUUCAGCUUUUUUUUUUUUUAUUAAUAAAACAAUUCCACUUUGACACUAUGGGUUAUAGUGUGUAGACAACAAAUCUACAUUUAAUCAGUUUUAAAUUCAGGCUGUAACACAACAACAUUUGGAAAAAGUCAAAGGGUAUGAAUACUUUCUGAAGGCACUGUAACUGGUGAACAGGUCAUGAGCUGACAUAAAAUAUGAAGGUUUAUACACACUCCAGUUUGAUAGUCUAACCAUCUAACUUUGGGUUGAGUUAAGUACAAAACUGUUCACUACCAUUCUGUGGCACUACAAAACUAUGUGUGAACAACCACCAUACAUAUCCACCCCUGCCAGACUCGCUAUAUGAAGAAUAAUUUGGCUACUAAUAAUGCAACAGUCAAUUAUAUCAACUACGGUUACAUGUAGGUUUUGAAAUAACAGGCCAGGAAAUUCAACGUUUCUCCUGUCUCUCUGUCUCUCGUCAGGACCACAUGUAUAACUGGGAUGAUGGUCUGAAACGUGACCACAGGCCGGAGCUGAUUCCAGCAUCCUCUGACAUGAGCAAGGCACACAACUAUCGCCACAACAACUUCUCCACCAUCAAAUCAGCAUCACUGGUAAGGGUCAACACUCCUUUAUCUCUCUAGCUUCAUUUAUCUCUCUCUCUUCUCUCCUCUCUCUCCACUAUCCACUAUCAAAUCAGCAUCACCGGUAUCAUAGGGCUAACAUCAUAG